Messenger RNA from Filobasidium floriforme, 414 nucleotides. RefSeq names its product histidine kinase-like ATPase. The coding region runs from base 1 to 414 and encodes 137 amino acids. The transcript is spliced from 2 exons. Lineage: Eukaryota; Fungi; Basidiomycota; Tremellomycetes; Filobasidiales; Filobasidiaceae. Gene Ontology annotation, biological process: mismatch repair. Gene Ontology annotation, molecular function: ATP-dependent DNA damage sensor activity; ATP hydrolysis activity. The record is from RefSeq and is a predicted model, not a curated record. Gene Ontology annotation, cellular component: mismatch repair complex.
AUGUCCCUUCAACAACUACCUGAUCCCCUCGUUGCUCAAUUGCGGUCGAAUCUGAACAUUACCUCACUCGCCUGCGCCUUGAGAGAACUGGUACAAAACGCGCUAGAUGCGGGCGCCACUCGGAUCGAUUGCUGGGUUGAUCCUGCUACCUGGUCCGUGAAGGUCUCUGACAACGGAACGGGAAUCUCUCGACACGACUUGGAACGAGUCGGAGUGAGAUAUGCGACCAGUAAAGCACGCGGAAAGAGUGAAUUGGUCCCCGCAAACACCUUUGGCUUUCGCGGAGAAGGUUCAUCUCCCCAUAUCUCGUCGUCUCAGCGAAUCUUCGACCCUGACCCGAGUUUGUCAUGCGUUUGUAGCUAUUGCAUCCUUACAACAGAUCGCAGAGGUAGAAAUCGUUUCGCGACCGUCUGA